GGCUCAGUUAGUGGCCGGCACAUUUGCCUCUAGUUUAUGCUUCAUUCUUAUACAAAGAGAAUGUAUUACUACAAGUACUGCUCCUCCUUGUAAGUUGUAAACCCUUUCUCUAUUAUUCUAUCCUCCAUUUAAACGUCUCUUCUGCCUUCUUUCUUCCUUUAUAGGAAGUUGCAGAAUCUUUUUACCUUCUUCAAGCAAGAUACAAAAAAAAAUGUUACCAAACCAAGAACAAGUUGAAUUUUUUCAAAACCAACAUUGGAAAAAUGUUGAUUGUACUGAUGAAGAACGAGAAUUGGAAGAAGCAUUGUCACUUUCUGACCUUCCAAUUAGUGCAAUUACAAUUGGAAAUGAAGAAGAUGAAGCAAAAGAAGACGAAGAUCAAAAUGAUCAAGGCGACAAUUUGGAUUUCGAUUUCGAUUUCGGCUCACUGAUCGGAUCAGUAAGCACAUUUGAUGGUGAAAUGUGUGCAGCUGAUGAAGUCUUCUCCGGCGGCCUAAUACUGCCGUAUCGCAACUCGGUCAGCUCAAUGUCCGGGUUGCGAAGCGCCUCGAGGUCCGAAUCAAUGGACCAUAGGACAUUUGGGUCUAGGAGCAGCAGUAUUAGAAGCAAUAGUAUUAGGAGUCAUUACUCUGGUACUAGUAGUAGUGGUGGUAGUAGUUGUAAUUCUAAUUAUACGGCUUCUAGUGCUAGGACCGUUCCCUUGGUAUCUAAAACUAAGGUUCGGAACCAAUUUCACUCGUACCCGAGCCCAAAACCACAGAUUUUGGGUACAGGUCCGCGUAUUUCAACUCAAACCUCACCUAUAGGUAAAAAAUCGAAAAUGUGGGAGGUUUUAAAGUUGGGAUUGAUCAGGACGCCAGAGAUUGAGCUACAAGAUCUUAGGCUACGCCAUCGUACAAAUAAUUUUGGUAAGACAUUGACAAUUCCUCGCAAUAAUAGUAAUGGUAGUAGCAGUAGUAGUGGGAGUAAUAAAGCGAGCAACGAUUAUAAUGAUCGUGCUCGUAAGUCGUGCUCUAUUGAUGGCAAUAAAAUUGAUUUCAUGAUGGAGAUGGAGAAAAGAAAGAAGAAAUUGUUAGAAAUCAAGAAUGGUAAUAGUAGUGGGUUUUUCAAAAGUUGCAAGUGUUCAAUUGAGGAUAUUGAGCAAUUGCCUACUAGAUCAAAUUAUGGUCCUAAAAGUGGUUAUUUUGGUAGUAACAAGUUUGGAAAUAGACACAACAUUUCACCUGCAAAUCAAGUUUCAAAUGAAGACAAAAAAUUGGCACAAAGGAAACUUCAGUUAUUGCAAGAAGAACAGCAACAAGAGCAGAGGAGAAACAACCAUAUCCGACAAAGAAAACAAAGCAUGUCACAUCAUCAUCGUACAUUUGAAUGGCUAAAGAAUCUUUCCCAUGCAAGUGUUCUUAAUUAGAUUCUUAAUUUUAGGGAAAACUCAAAUUCAAGAAAUUAGAUUCUUUUACGAGGCCAUUACGCAUGCUAUUUUUAUUUUAUUUUUUUAUACGUUGAUAUAUUUAUUUUGUCGUCUGAGAUGUAAAAUAAGUAAUAUUUUUAUUCUAUUUUCUGUUAUAUAAUUUGUCUUUAAUUUGAAA
Molecule: messenger RNA, 1586 nt
Organism: Beta vulgaris subsp. vulgaris (sugar beet)
Lineage: Eukaryota; Viridiplantae; Streptophyta; Magnoliopsida; Caryophyllales; Amaranthaceae
Exons: 1
Coding region: 212-1408 (398 amino acids)
Source: RefSeq, a predicted model, not a curated record